AUGUCGAUUAAUAUUUGCAGAGACAAUCAUGAUCCUUUCUACCGUUACAAAAUGCCUCCUAUCCAGGCCAAGGUUGAAGGUAGAGGUAAUGGUAUCAAGACUGCUGUUUUGAACCUUUCCGAUGUUGCGCGUGCGUUGAACAGACCUCCUCAAUACCUGUUGAAAUACUUUGGUUUUGAGCUUGGUGCGCAGACUUCUGGUAAUGUUGAGACCGAGAGAUACCUGGUGAACGGUGUUCACGAGCCAGCUAAGUUGCAAGAUGUGCUAGAUGGUUUCAUCAACAAGUUCGUUCUGUGUGGCAGUUGUAAGAACCCGGAAACCGAGAUCAUCAUCACCAAGAAUGACGACUUGGUCAGAGACUGUAAAGCCUGUGGUAAGAGAACUCCAAUGGAAUUGAGACACAAGCUUUCAUCUUUCAUCCUAAAGAAUCCUCCAAACACCUUAGCAGGUUCUAAGAAGAAUAAGAAGUCCGCCACCGCUUCUGCCAACGUCCGUGGUGGUGGUGUUUCCAUUAGUGAUAUCGCCCAAGGUAAGUCCCAAGGUGGUGAUGAAGAUGGUGAAGGCAAUGCUGGUGACGAUGACGACGAUGCCUUGGCCAGAGAGAUUAACGCUGCGGCUUCCGAACUGGAGCAAAUUGAGGUCAAGGAUGAUGAGUGGGCCGUCGACAUGUCUGAAGAGGCCAUCAGAGCCCGUGCCAAGGAACUGCAAGUCGCCAACGGUGCUGUUGACACUGAGCUAACGAAGCUUGAAGAGUACGGUGAAUGGAUCAUCAACGAAGCUGGUGAGGACAAGUCUAACCUACCAUCCGAUGUUGAAUUGUAUAAGAAGGCUGUUGAGCUAGAUGUCCUGAGCGAUCCAAAGAUUGCCUGCGUCUUGGCUCAAUGUAUCUUCACCGAGGAUAUCGUUAAUGAAAUCUCUGAGCACAGUGCUUUCUUUACCAAGGUAUUCGUUAACGCCGAUUACGAGAAGAACUUCUUGGGUGGUAUCGAGAGAUUUUUGGGUCUAGAACAUAAGGAAUUGAUUCCAACACUACCCAAGAUUCUAGUGCAAAUAUAUAAUGAAGACGUCGUUUCUGAGGAAGAAAUCAUGAGAUUUGGUACAAAGAGUUCAAAGAAGUUUGUUCCAAAGGAUGUUUCCAAGAAGGUCCGUAGAGCUGCUAAGCCAUUUAUCACCUGGUUAGAAAAUGCCGAAAGUGAUGAAGAAUCUGAUGAAGAGUAA
Molecule: messenger RNA, 1218 nt
Organism: Nakaseomyces glabratus
Lineage: Eukaryota; Fungi; Ascomycota; Saccharomycetes; Saccharomycetales; Saccharomycetaceae
Gene: TIF5
Product: translation initiation factor eIF5
Biological process (GO): translational initiation; formation of translation preinitiation complex; formation of cytoplasmic translation initiation complex
Cellular component (GO): cytosol
Molecular function (GO): translation initiation factor activity; eukaryotic initiation factor eIF2 binding; GDP-dissociation inhibitor activity
Source: RefSeq, a predicted model, not a curated record